AUGGGUGACUGGAACCUGCUGGGCAGCAUCCUAGAAGAGGUCCACAUUCAUUCCACCAUUGUGGGCAAGAUCUGGCUUACCAUACUCUUCAUCUUCCGCAUGCUGAUCCUGGGUGCGGCCGCUGAGGACGUAUGGGAUGACGAGCAGUCCGAGUUUGUCUGCAACACUGACCAGCCUGGCUGCAAGGCGGUCUGUUACGACCGUGCCUUCCCCAUCUCCCUCAUUCGCUUCUGGGUCCUGCAGGUCAUCUUCGUCUCUGCGCCCUCGCUGGUCUACAUGGGCCACGCCCUCUACUGCAUCCGAUCGCUGGAGAAGGAGCGACACCGCAAACGAGCCCAGCUGAAAGAGGAGCUGGACGAGCUUGAGUUGGCGUUGGAUGAGCAUAAGCGCAUGGAGAGGGAGCUGAGGAAGCUGGACGAGCAGAGAAGGGUGAAGAAGGCUCCUCUCAGAGGCUCUCUGUUGAGAACCUACAUCAUCCAUAUCCUUACACGCUCUGCGGUGGAGGUCUGCUUCAUCCUGGGCCAGUAUGUACUCUAUGGUGUCCAACUAGAGCCGCUCUAUAAGUGUGAGAGGCUACCUUGCCCCAACAGUGUAGACUGUUACAUCUCCAGGCCCACAGAAAAGACCAUCUUCAUGGUCUUCAUGAUCGCCAUCGCUGGUGUGUCACUUUUCCUGAACAUUCUGGAAAUAUCCCACCUGGGCAUCAGGAAAAUCAAACAGACACUGUAUGGAGAGAGGUACACAGAAGAUGACAGUUUGAUUUACAAGUCCAAGAAGAAGGCAUCCUUACCACACCUCUGUGUAAUGAGCACUGUAUCACCUCACAAUGGGCCUUUGACUCAGACCUUCAAAGUGAUUCCAGAGGCAGACAUGAAGCCUCCUCAUUACAACACUGGACUUAAAGCCAACCAGGACGCACUAAGACACAACAGCUUGGCUCAUCUGCGUUACAGUCAGACCAGCUAUAUCUGCCCCCAACCUAGGAUGCCACCCAGGUCUGACCAGAACUGUGCAAUCCAAGCCCCCCAAACCCAUGAAGGUCCAGAGGUCAGCACAGUCAUGGUGGACAACCAUCCAGCAUGGGCUUCUACUGUGUCCAAUGUGGAGGAAAGUAAAACAAGCCAUCUUGAGGAUCCCCAUGAUGGAGAACACCCUCAACCCAGCCACUUGGAAUCACUGCUGUCAGCUAGCACCUUAAGGCCCAGCGCUAUCAGAGACCUCGAUGAGGAUGAACGAAGGGAGUCGAUGGGAAGCGAGGUCCUGCUGCACAACCCCAGGAAGACCAGCUUCAUGAUCAGACCACCAUCUGAGAGCUUGUCCUCCAUCAGUCGCUCCACGAGCCCUUCCUUACAUACCUCAGAGGAGUCGGAUGAACUGGGCUCCCUGCAGGGAGACAUGCCAAUGAUGCCGCCUGCUGGAGGCCGAAGAAUGUCAAUGAGCAUGUUUCUGGAUAUCUCCUCUAUCAUGAAGAAGUGA
Molecule: messenger RNA, 1476 nt
Organism: Morone saxatilis (striped sea-bass)
Lineage: Eukaryota; Metazoa; Chordata; Actinopteri; Moronidae
Product: gap junction alpha-10 protein-like
Exons: 2
Coding region: 1-1476 (491 amino acids)
Biological process (GO): cell communication
Cellular component (GO): connexin complex
Source: RefSeq, a predicted model, not a curated record